Messenger RNA from Drosophila innubila, 1673 nucleotides. It is a transcript of the gene hbn, whose product is annotated as retinal homeobox protein Rx2. Lineage: Eukaryota; Metazoa; Arthropoda; Insecta; Diptera; Drosophilidae. The record is from RefSeq and is a predicted model, not a curated record. Gene Ontology annotation, biological process: regulation of transcription by RNA polymerase II. Bases 331 to 1545 code for a protein of 404 amino acids. The transcript has 5 exons. Gene Ontology annotation, molecular function: RNA polymerase II transcription regulatory region sequence-specific DNA binding; DNA-binding transcription factor activity, RNA polymerase II-specific.
GGUUGUUGAUCGCAAACGAGUCACGAGUACGUGUCAAUUUCCAUAUUGAGUUCUUCUACUGCAAUUUAUAGCCGUGAAAUCUAUAAACCGUAACCAAAAAUAAAUUGCCAAAAAAAUAGUCAACAAUUUUGUGCGUGCGCGUUGCAGUUUUUCAGUGUUUACAAUCAAUUCAAAAGCACAGCUUUACAACAAUAAUUGAAAUAAAUUAUAACUUAUUAUUUACUACCUGUUCACACAUAAUUAAUAAUCUAUAGUGCUAACGGGUCAUGCACAUUGCCAACUUGUGGUUAGAGUCAAGCUAUACUUAAAAGCCAACUUGUUGUUGCUUAAAUGAUGAUGAGCACAACGACAACAACACCACAUGCAACAAUAAUGCCACCAGCCAUGCGUCCAGUUCCAGUUCAAGAAAGUCCCGUCUCAAGACCACGUGCCGUCUACAGCAUCGAUCAGAUCCUCGGCAAUCAACAUCAAUCAAAACGCAGCGAUACUCCCAAUGAGGUGCUUAUUACGCAUUCGCAUCACAUUCAUCACCUGCACGGCGGCAACAACAGCUUGCUGCAACAUCAGCAACACCAACAGCAGCAGCAACAACAACAACAACAACACCAGCAACAACUGCAACAACAACAACAGCAACAACAACAAAUGAUUGCCAAACGUGAAGAUUCACCCACGAAUACAGAAAGCGGUCUGGAUGUCGAUAAUGAUGAUGAACUCUCCUCAAGUCUGAAUAAUGGACAUGAUCUGGGGGAUAUGGAAAGGCCUCGUAAAGUUCGUAGAUCGCGCACAACUUUUACAACAUUUCAAUUGCAUCAAUUGGAGCGAGCAUUUGAAAAGACACAAUAUCCGGAUGUUUUCACAAGGGAGGAUCUGGCAAUGCGUUUGGAUUUGAGUGAAGCACGCGUGCAGGUCUGGUUCCAGAAUCGACGCGCCAAAUGGCGUAAACGUGAGAAGUUUAUGAAUCAGGACAAGGCGGGUUAUCUGCUGCCCGAUCAAGGUCUGCCCGAGUUUCCGCUCGGCAUUCCGCUGCCUCCCCACGCACUUCCGGGACAUCCGGCGGCACUGCCCGCUGAGUUUUGGCCACCGCACUUCGCGUUGCAUCAACACUUCAAUCCGGGCCUGUUGCAACAGCAGCUGAUGCCGCCGCACUACAAGUUGCCCAACUUUCAUACGCUGCUCUCGCAGUACAUGGGCCUGAGUAAUCUGAAUGGCAUCUUUGGCGCCGGCGCCGCAGCAGCAGCGGCCGCUGCCUCGGCUGGCUAUCCGCAGAAUCUGUCGCUGCAUCCCUCGUCCGCCCAGGUGAGCCCGCCCUGCAGCAACAGCAGUCCUCGCGAGAGUCCCAAUUCCCUGGCUCCUGCUCCACAUCAUUCGCUGCACUCGACGCCACUGGGAGUGGGAGUGGGAGUGGCAGUGGGAGGCGGCACCACAUUGAUCUCUGGCGAUCUGACGCUCACCUCGACGGCGGCGCAGUCGCCGCGCAGCGCCAACGGCGGCAGCAGCAACGCCUCCACGCCCGUCUCCGUGGUCACCAAGGGCGAAGACUGAAGCAUCCCCGAGAUUGUCCAACUCCAGAGUGGACACAAUGUGGUGAUACAUUGGACAAGCAAACCGAUUGUGUAUAUAUAUCAAAUUAAAAAAUUAUUAUAAAAAGUACAGUUAGUGCUGCAAGUAUA